ACGAUUUCUUGAUGUUCCUCCUUCAGUUUCAGUAGUCAGUCGUCAGUCUGCUGCUGCUCUGCAGUCAGCAGUUGUACAUCGAAACGAGUUCGGUUUCUCCGUUGUUGAUUGUGUUGUAGUCAGAUCUUGGAUCGAAUAAAUUUGAAUAGAUUAGUUUUGAUAUCAGUGAGUGACGAUGAAACCGCUCGAAGAAUCACAAGCUCUGUGCCGAUCGGAAGGAAGUCUGUUUUGGUGGAUUUUAUCCACUAUAUGCUUACCGUUCACCUUGCCUCACCUAAUCUUCAAAAUCAUAGGCUUCAUUAGGGAACGAAAGUAUCGAGAGUGUCUGCCUGGAAAAGUGGUUUUAAUUACUGGCGCCAGUUCGGGACUUGGUGAAGCCUUGGCACAUACAUUCUUUCUUGCAGGAUGUAAAGUGGUUCUAGCUGCCAGACGGAAGGAUGAGUUGGAGCGAGUUCGAAAAGAUUUGCUUGCUCUUCAUACGACUGUCGUUACUCAUUCUCCUGUGGUAGUUCCAUUGGAUCUCUCCGAUAUUAAUGCGCUGCCCAACAAAGUGAAUGAAAUUUUGCAAAUUCAUGGGCAAAUAGACAUACUGAUCAAUAACGGCGGCAUCAGCGUUAGGUCAGACUGCCUGUCUACCGCACUAGAUGUCGACAUUAAAGUAAUGCUGGUGAACUAUUUCGGUUCAGUGGCUCUAUCGAAAGCAUGUCUCCCAUCAAUGAUCAAACGCAAACAGGGCAGAAUCGUGUGCGUCUCCAGUGUACAGGGAAAAUUCAGCAUUCCGCAUCGGUCUGCCUAUGGUGCAUCGAAACAUGCCUUGCAAGCUUUCUGUGACAGUCUUCGAGCCGAAAUGGCGGAGCACAACGUCAGGGUGACGUUGGUUUCUCCAGGAUACAUCAAUACGGCGCUAUCUCUUAACGCAUUAACUGGAACUGGGAGUCAAUAUGGAAGAACAGAUUCUACAACAGCGUCUGGUGCUUCACCGGAACAGGUAGCAAAGUUCAUAUUGAAGGCUGUACUACGGGACGAAGAUGAUGUGAUGAUUGCACCGGUCGCUCCAAGAGCGGCCUACUGGAUUCGUCAUUUGUGUCCACCGCUGUAUUUUUGGAUAAUGGCCAGAAGGGCACAGAAGGUCGAUUCCUCCGCGAGCAAGGAUGACUGAAUAUGCCAAGCAUGUUUAGUCGAAAAAGGUAGGUGGGGUUAAAUCAAACCGAUGAGAUUAGUUUCUUUCUGUGAUAGAUUCGCUUGACUAUGAGGAGGAUAGACUCAUCAAAUAUAAGAUAGCCAUUGGUUAUUGAAAUUUCUUUCAUAUAGCUAGAACGAAAAGAAACUCAUUGUCAGUUUCCAACAUCUAUUUUUAUUUUUGUUAAUACAUUCAAAAUAUUGAUUGAUCAACGGCUUUUGUAUACUUCUAAGUAUAUGUGUUUAUAUAAAAAAAACAUUGAAGGUCACUUUAGCCCGAAUUCUUGAACAGUAAGUUCCAUUAAACAUUGAAAUCUUUCUAAUUGACACUUUGGAUUAUGACAAUUAAUACUGUUGUAAACAUGUUUUUGUGAUAGUUUUGAGAACUACACCAGAAAUAUGUACUGCUUUGCUGUUAUUUUCUAGUAGUCGAUUAGUAUUUAAAUAAUUAAAAAAUGCCCAAAAUUAUGAUGUGAAAGGGUGAGAGAAUAAUUAAUUGCGAAUAUCUAAUAUAAUAACCUCGUAAAACUUGAGUCCAAUAGAUCUUUUCUUAGUCGGGCAGUAAGAUGGGCGGUCACAAGACCAUGCCAAAUAAAGCUGCGUUUGAUUCCCAGUCCGGUUUAGGAAUUUUUCGUUUUGGACAUUUUCUCGACUUCCCUGGGCAUAAAAGUAUAGUCGUGUUAGCUUCAUGAUGUACGACCCGUCCCGGUCUAUAUUAUUUUCGCAAUAUCCUGGGCGUCGACUAUCACUUUGCCGUAAUGAAAUACGAAAUCAAAAAUGGU
Armigeres subalbatus is the source of this 1961-nucleotide messenger RNA. Its product is annotated as dehydrogenase/reductase SDR family protein 7-like. The record is from RefSeq and is a predicted model, not a curated record. Gene Ontology annotation, cellular component: membrane. The transcript has 5 exons. The coding region runs from base 176 to 1159 and encodes 327 amino acids. NCBI's taxonomy places the organism in Eukaryota, Metazoa, Arthropoda, Insecta, Diptera, Culicidae. Gene Ontology annotation, molecular function: oxidoreductase activity.